AAAAUAAUCUAAAUGUAAUCAAGUAGGUUUCAUUUCAUGCUACAUACUAUUUAUAUUUUUAGUAACAAUCCCAUUAGUUAAGUUAGUUAAUGCAUAAUGAGCAGUAUAUUUGUUACAGUAUUUAUUCAUUUUUAUUAAUGUUAGUUUGUGUUAGCUCAGGUCCAUUAAAUAAUAACAACAGAUGCAACUUUUGAUAUUAAUGUGUUAUUAAAUGUUGAAAUUAACUAAGAACAAUGCAUGAUUUAAAAAAUAUUUUUUCCUUAGGUAGUUCAUAUUAACUAAUUAUACAGUGCUACAAAUACUAGUACAGUUUAUACUUACUGUUCUUUACAUGCAAACUGACACUAAUUACACAAUUGUUUAUGGCAUUACUGUAAUAAAAGAUUUUUAUUAAUUAUAUGGUGUGUAAUAGUUCUCAAAAUCUUACAUUUUUAAUAUUUUGUUAAAGUGUUUCCACAUCAUACUUCAUGCUAUAAACUAUAGUGAUACAAAAAUACUACUAUAGUUCAUACGCACUGUACUUGUAUCUAAAUGUACACAAUUCAAAUAAUUUUUUGUGGCGUUAAUGUAAUUAAAAUUAGAUUUUUAUUCAUUAGGAUGGGUUUAAAUGUUCUCAAUGGUCAUGAACUAUUUAAUUAUAUUAAUUUCAUGCUACAUAUUGUUUUGGUAACAAUCCCAUCAGUUAAUGCAUUAACUAACAAGCAGCAGUAUGUUUGUUACAGUAUUGACUCAUUUUGAUUCAUGUUCAGUUUUACAACUUUUCAUUUCGAUGUGUUAGUUAGUAAACGUUGCAGUUAGAAUAAGACAUGGUUUAAAAGCAGUUACAUAUUAACUAACGUAGUUUCUCAUUUUCAGAGUGCUUGAUAUUUUUUGAUUUUGAGGUGAGCUAUGAGCAAGAACGGAGGGUUUGAGUCAGAUUGACCAUCAUCACUGUGUGUCUGAUGAAGAGAUCGGCGUGUUCCUCCUGUGUUCCUCUGAGUGUGAUUGAGUGGAUUCGAUCAGUUCCUGUGCUGCUGGAGGUGGCACUGAUGUCCAGCGGUGGGCGGCACAGAACAGGAGCACAUUCAAUAACCGUCCUGCAGCUCUGUGCCGUGUAGACCGUGGUGAAGAUGAAGGAGCCGUGGCGGCUCUGAGCUCUCCUCGAGAGACAUGGACGUGCUGGAGGCUUCUGGAUCUGGUUCUGGAUCUGGAUCGGGUUGGUGCGGGAGCUGUGGGAACCGAUCGGACUGGGAGGAACCGGAGGACCAGACGCUCUUCACCGACACUGAGCUUGCGGUGUUAACCACGCUGUGUGUGCCGUUGCUGCUGCUCGGCCUGCUGGGAAACGCCCUGACCAUUCUGGUGGUGUGGCGACGCCCACAAAUGAGAAGCACCACCUACCUGUACCUGAGCAGCAUGGCCAUAUCAGACAUCCUCAUUCUGCUGCUGAUGCCUCUGGAUCUCUAUAAGCUGUGGCGGUUUCGUCCGUGGUUGCUAGGCGACGCCGUGUGCAAGCUGUCGAUGUUUGUGGGAGAAUGUUGCACGUUCUCGUCCAUCCUGCACAUGACUGCGCUGGGGGCGGAGCGAUACCUGGCUGUGUGCUUUCCCCUCCGCGCGCGCUUGCUGGUCACCAGGGGGCGUGUCCGAGCGCUGAUCGCGGGGCUGUGGGGCGUGGCCAUGCUCAGCGCGGGGCCGGUGUUUGCGCUGGUGGGCGUGGAGCAGUUUGAGGGCGGAGCCAGCGAGUGCCGAUGCACGCAGUACGCACAUACCUCCGGCCUUCUGAAAGCCAUGCUGUGGCUCUCCAAUCUGUACUUCAUCUGUCCGCUCACCAUCCUGUCGCUCCUGUACGGCCUGAUCGCCCGCCGCCUGCACCUGCGCGCGCACACGCACCGAGACAAAACACACCGCCAGACCCUCCGCAUGAUGGUGGUCAUUGUGCUGGUGUUCAUCUUGUGCUGGCUGCCCUUCCACGUGAGCCGGACGCUGUUUUCGGUCUCAGACUCCAGUGAUCAGCUGUAUUACAUCAGUCAGUAUUUUAAUCUGGUGUCUUUAGUGCUGUUUUACGUCAGCGCUGCUGUGAAUCCUCUGCUGUAUAACAUCAUGUCCGCUCGCUACCGCGCCAAUGUCCUCGCCAUGCUGCGGCUAACAGUGGGCUCCACGGACGAGCUGCGCCACAGGGCCCGCACCUCCCCGCUCACCGCCUCUCACUCCAGUACACACUUCUGACCGUGUGUGUGUGUGUGAGUGUGUGUGUGUGUGUGUGUGUGUGUGUGAGGCUUGAAACAAACUACAGGACUCUGGAGGAAACUACUGAGGUUUGUUAUGGCCACAAGAAUGCACUGUGAUUGUGUAACUGUGGGAUCUGGCCAAGCAUGUUUAUGUUCACUUUUUGCAUUCAUUUGUGUAUUUAGAGUCAGCACCGUCCCUCGUGUGCGUGCACUGCAGAUGAACAACAGCAUAUCUACAAAUGGACAGCGUCACUGAGCUUUUUAGCAACACUAUAGAUAGACAGAUAUAUAUAUAAUGUGUCUCUGUGUGUGUUUUUAUUGUAUUUAUUGUGUUGGAUGGGGCUUAUUUCAUAGAUAUUGAAUAAAAGGCUGUUCUUUGUGACACUGUGAUGUUUUAUGAAAGCAAUAGUGCUUUGAGGGAUGAAGAUGCUGCUGCUUUUAUGGAUCUGCACAUACAUGUUAAUGUCAGGUAAAUGAUUUCUACUUUAUGAUUUCUAAUUUUAACUGCAGUUUAUGUUCUCUGUAUUUAUUUAGAAGGUAUUUUCAUUUAUUCCAAUGUGGAUAUAUCA
This is a messenger RNA of Cyprinus carpio (common carp), 2776 nucleotides long. Its product is annotated as growth hormone secretagogue receptor type 1. Gene Ontology annotation, biological process: hormone-mediated signaling pathway; G protein-coupled receptor signaling pathway. Gene Ontology annotation, cellular component: plasma membrane. The record is from RefSeq and is a predicted model, not a curated record. NCBI's taxonomy places the organism in Eukaryota, Metazoa, Chordata, Actinopteri, Cypriniformes, Cyprinidae. Gene Ontology annotation, molecular function: growth hormone secretagogue receptor activity.